Molecule: messenger RNA, 3577 nt
Organism: Parnassius mnemosyne (clouded apollo)
Lineage: Eukaryota; Metazoa; Arthropoda; Insecta; Lepidoptera; Papilionidae
Source: the annotation of a GenBank genome assembly
AGUCACAGUUAGUCUGUAAUCUGUAUAAUAAGUAGGAAACUGUGAACAAUAAUAAUAAAACAUAAGCAUAACUUUUAGUGUUUACAAACUUUUGAUUGCGUGUUAUAGAGUGGAUAUUUAUAAAAGAUGAUUGUCUUUAUAAAACUAUACUUAAUUUUAAGUAUAAUCACUAAUAAAUUGGCGACAGCAAUUUCUCCGGCCCUAAUUUUAAGUCCCUUUAUCAAUCAGAAUCGUACUGAUGAGGCCAGAAAGCUAUCUGCUGUGGAACCCUCACUAUUCCUUAAUGUGACCAGCUAUUCCGGAUUCCUUACGGUUGAUGCUACAUACAACUCAAAUCUAUUCUUUUGGUAUUUUCCUGUGAGAGAUAGACCGAUAAAGACAACGCCUUGGAUAAUUUGGCUUCAAGGAGGACCAGGCGCGAGCAGCCUCGCGGGAUUGUUCGACGAAAUUGGACCUUUUGAUUAUAACAAGGAGUUGGGGUUAAAAAUUCGUGAGUCGUCAUGGUGGCAUGAGUAUUCCAUGGUAUUUAUUGACAAUCCUGUAGGAGCUGGCUACAGCUUUACUAACAGCCAAGAUGGAUUCGCUCGGAAUAUGGCUAUGUAUUCAAAUCACUUGUACAAGGCCGUUAUACAGCUGGUGACUUUAUUUCCUGAGUUGCAAAAUGCCCCGUUGUACCUUGCCGGUGAAUCUUAUGCUGGACAUUAUAUACCGGGGUUUGGAAUUAAAACACUUGAGGAAAUGAACAAGAAUAAAAAUGGAAUGUUUCCUUAUAACCUAAAGGGAUUAAUCAUGGGUAAUCCCGUGUUAGACCGUGAAAGCAUAGCGAAUUUUACCUCAGUGUUUUAUCACUGGGGCCUGAUCGACAGUCAGGGCGUAAUUGCAGCCAAUCCUCUCCAGGAGCAGUACACCCAAGCUGUUGAAGUUGGCAAUAGCAGUGCUGCUGUGAUUCUCCGUGAUCAGCUAUUGGACAAAUUACAAGACAUAACCUCUCAGAGCCAAGUGUACAAUAUUUUGCACAACUACGGAGACUUAAAGGGUUUCAUGGAUUACAUCAUGUUAGAAAACGUGCGAGAUGCGCUACACGUCGGCACUAUAAAGUUUACAUUCAGCAAUGGUAGCGUCCACACACAUUUGGCUUCCGAUUUCUUGGCUAAAAUGUCCCCGACGAUGAACACUUUAUUGGAGCACUGUAAGGUCCUGAUAUAUUGUGGUCAGUUGGAUCUCACGGCGCCAUGUGUCCCUGCUGCUGAAGGGCGACGUCAGCGCUGGAGAUGGAGUGGUCGGGAAUCGUUUCUAAGAGCGCCACGUGUGCCUUGGUGGUAUAACGACAGCGUAGCCGGAUAUGUUAAAAGUGGAGGUGGUUUUACUGAAGCUCUUAUACGCGGCGCUGGUCAUCUUGCCCCGAUAGACAAGCCGGAACAAGUUAGGCAACUGGUGUCCUACUUCAUCAGAGGUCUAGAUAUGCCUAUGCCGGCAAAUUAUGAAGCAGAAGCAGAAUAUACACCAGGAUAUACUGACUUAGUAAAAGCUAAAAUUGAAAAUGACGAUAAUAAUUUUAAAACUGGCAUGUUUAUUAGCAUUAGUAUAAACGUUAUUUUAGUAUUAAUUAUUGUUGUGUUGAUUGUGUUCGUUGUAAGAUGGAAGAAAAGGGGCGAAGACUAUUUCUAUGCUCCUCUUUCGGACGGUAUAUUAACUAUGACAUAGUGUGAUUGCGAUGUUUUAAAUCCUAAUUUACCAAAGUCACAAACAGGCAACUAAAACUAUAAAGAUAACUAUUUUUUUACAAAAGGUUGUGAAGCAUUUUUAAACGUGUUUUAUACAAGGAAGAUGACAAACGAGCACACAGACUACCUGAUGGUAAAUGGGUGCCUAUAGAUAUCAACUUCAAACAUCGAUUAAGAAACAAAAUGAAGAUGCAUUGCACUUUUGAGGAAUGUGAAAAAGGUUUUCCAUUAAAUCUGUCACAAUUAUGUGUUACAUAUUAAUGCUAUCGUUUCUUGUUUUACAUAAGUUUUAAAUUUAACUUGUACUUAUUAACUAUACAAUUAACCGAUUAUUAUGAAAUAUUAUAAAAUUAUUUUCUUGCAUGCCAUUUUUUACAAAUUCGAUUUUAUAAAAGAGUUUUUCAUGCUUGACCCUGGGGUUGGUGCUACAAACCACUAAAAUUUCGAGAAUAUUUUGCAUUAACAAUUAGUUUUGUUAAUGCAAAAUAUUGUGUAGCUUUCGCGUAUAUAUAAAAAUCAUUACAGAAUCGGUGUUGUUAUAAUAAUUACUCAGUUACAAAUCGAUUAUAUGAAGAGAAAAGAACGAAGAAAGAAUAUUAUAUAAUUUUUAUAGUAAUUUUCGGUCAUGAAGUUAAUGAUGACUAAAGUUUCCGUAUUUAUAAUGUACUCUUUGCUUUAAAGCAAAAAAUAUACUGAACUAAGACUAUACUAAUAUUAUUUUAAAACCUGAUAAUAAAAUGUAUUUUUCGAUAUAGAUGUGUAUCUGUUGUUGUCUUCUUUUUUUUCCAUCAGCUGGUAACAGUGCACUAUUGGUCAUUGGCCUCGUACAAUGUAGUUAAAGGCUUGCCAUAAUCGAUACGCACAUCGCACCUUGGUAGGCAAUUUGACGUACACAGUGCCAGAUGUUUCACACCUAUGAGCUGCUUCUUGUUACCGGUCUGUAUAUUUUAACAUUUGGCUUAUACUUGUUGGGGAAAUGAUGACAAUAUAGAUUUUUUGGCAUAUCUCAUAGCGUAUUGCGACAUUCACCACAAGAAAUAAGAUAGUCGACUAUCUUACGUCGCCACCAGAUGGCAGUUGAUUGUAAUGAAAGAAAAACUUGUUAUACACGAGUUUAAUGAAAAAAAUAAUUUUAUAGAGAGAAGAUAAUUAAAAAACCAUGCUGGUCUGACACUUACAGGUUGCAUGUUUAUGUUGGACAAAAAAAAAAGAAUGUGCCAUUCUACUCUUUCACACUUUUCUACUAUAUAAAUAUUCUACUCUUUUUCUACUCUGUUAUAUAAAUUUUCUACUUUCAAGUACUUCAAUGGUAAGCAGCACAUUUUACCUUUUAAAAGAUGUAUGACAAAAUCUACAAGCCCUGGUCAAAUUAUUUACGCUGACUUGUGUGGACCUAUGGAAGAGAAAUCUCUAAGUGGCUUAAGGUAUUAAUUACUUAUGUAUAAAAGAUUAUGUAUCACAUUAUAGAGCUGUUUAUUUUAUUGCAGAAAAGUUAGAGGUGUGUGAAAAAAUGUAUAAGAAGGAUAUAGAUCUUAAGUAUGGACAAUGGAACUGAUUUUUCGACUGAUCCGCUUUUUCGUUUUUAUUUUUUGAAAAUUUUUGAAACGGCUCGAUCGAAGGACUUGAAAAUCUAAUCAUCUCGAAUUCUCAAUGAACAUUUUCGAAUCGCCCAUUUCAAUAUGUUCGUCGUUCUGAAGAUAUCGUACGACAAAAUUUUAUUUACAUACAUACACACACACACAAACACACAUACGGCAGAAGACCGGGAAUAGUCGGAAUGGCUUCUUAUUACCUUAAAACGUGGAGAUCUGAGGAAUAGAAGAGAGAGUUUUAUUCAAUAUAGAUUAUUACAU